UGAAUGUAGGGAAGUACAUUGUUUUAUGGUUCAUUACUGGCUUUUUCUAGAAAACGAGAAGCUUGUGGAAUCUCUAAUUGCAGAAAACACUGAGAUGAAGGCUAAACUGAAAGACAUGGGCACGUCACCAAGGUUGCUGUCCAAGGGAAGUGUCUCAAAUGCCUGUUCAUCCUGUGGCUCUGUGAAAGGACUGGAAGAAAUGCGUGCUCAAUACAUUAAAUCCGUGGGCAAGAUAAAGAGUGAUAUGCUGUGUUAUAUCCGUGAAAGUAAGGAGAGAGCUGCUGCAAUGAUUAAGUCAGAGGUUCUAAGAGAGCGCCAGGAGACAGCACGGAAAAUGCGGAAGUACUACUUGACAUGUCUUCAACAGCUUCUUACUGAUAAUGGGAAACAGGAAGGAGCUGAAAAGAAAAUAAUGAAUGCUGCCAGCAAGCUUGUUACAAUGGCUAAAGGACUUGAAACACCUCUUCGACACACAUUGCAGUGCAAAACUACCUGCUCAGCUCUGCUCUUAAAUUCUGACCUGCCAACUGGAGUAGAAUACUCAAAAAGAGAUUGCCUGUCUCAAACUAGGCCAAACCAUAUGGAAAGCAAAUCUUGUGGCAAAAAUACACCUGAAAAAGCUAACGAUAAAGUUGUUCAGAAAUACAUUCCACGUGACUUGAGACAACAAUUUGAUGCAAGACAAACUGAGACACAACAUACGCUUCAUGAAACAGAUACUUCACAUCUUCAGAAUAGGAAUAUCUAUAAACGUCUUGUUAAUGCUGAAAGCGAUGGACUGUCAAAGAUUCUUCCAAAUAUAGAAGAAAAAUGCAGCCCCAUUGUAAACAUAGACAAAGAACUUUUGUGUGCAGCUAGUAAUUUUGCAAAUCCAAAUGUCCCUUCAUUUGCUUGUCAAGGACAGUUAGAAAAUGUAGAUACAGCCAGACUUAAAAAUGGCCCUGCCAUCUCAGGGUCAGCUCAUCACGUGCUUAAGAGUAAAAAUGAAAGAAAAACCUUGAAAGAUGAUAAAUGUAUCCUCUCACGUGGGACCUGGCAAACUACGUAUGAAAGAAUUCAGGACUUUGAUUUUCCCAGAACUCCUGAGAGGGAUGAAGGAAGCUGCAGUGAAUGGAGUUCUGCGAGUGGAAGCUUGCAUCUGGAUGGUUCUGAUAAGUCUGCAGUGUAUCCUGAAGAAGAGCCCACUACUAAUUAACACAGGCAGAGUGUGUACUGUGAAGGACAUGAAAAUUUUGGUGGUACUUGGAGAGAACUCACUAAUGGCAAUGUCAAGAAUCUCAAUGUAAAAAACAGCACUAUAGUUUGCAGUAGAGACCAACUGAGGUCAAACUCGGAUCGUAUUUCAUCUCUUGGGUCUGACAAAUCAAAUUCUGCUAACACGCAAACUAAUACGCUGCCAAUCUGAAAUACAGAAAGAUACUGCAACAAUGCUUUGAAAAGAAUGGCAUGGGAUUCCCAGUCUCUUCAGCAAGGCGCUGAUUCUGGUAGCCCACUUAAAGUAAA
Phasianus colchicus (ring-necked pheasant) is the source of this 1503-nucleotide messenger RNA. Lineage: Eukaryota; Metazoa; Chordata; Aves; Galliformes; Phasianidae. The record is from RefSeq and is a predicted model, not a curated record.